Laccaria bicolor S238N-H82 is the source of this 1581-nucleotide messenger RNA. RefSeq lists its product as uncharacterized. The coding region runs from base 1 to 1581 and encodes 526 amino acids. The record is from RefSeq and is a predicted model, not a curated record. NCBI's taxonomy places the organism in Eukaryota, Fungi, Basidiomycota, Agaricomycetes, Agaricales, Hydnangiaceae. The transcript has 2 exons.
AUGCUCUCCUGGCUCGGCUUCGCAAGCAGAACACCACGAAUGGACGCAGAACAAAAAGACUCCCAUAAUGACCGUUCAGCAACAGCUGCUGGACGAAACACACUGGCAGACGAUCAUCGAGGCACACCACAUCACCAAAGUGUCCCACGCCACCGAGAUAACGAUAAUGGCUUGCUCGAGCAGUUCUCAAGAAUCGUAGAGCCUACUCAACUAUUGCAGGCUCGUAAAGAGCCCAAGAGAGAGAGGUCUCAAGACUCGCGCAACGACAGUCGGGAUGGCGACAUGCAAGGAUCAGUUUCUCGGCGCGAAACUAGAGAAGGGAAGAAAGAUGGCAGUCGAAAGUUAAAGGAGGCUCGGAAGUACGGCAAGGAGGAAGUCAGGGUUUUGAUGAAGGACAAGGAGGAGUUGAAGUCGGAACUGAAUCAGACGAUCAGACGUCUCCAUUACGCCGAGGACACUAGUCAUCAUGUGAAGCAAAAACUUCGAAAAGCGGAGGAGGAGCUUCAACAACUAGUCGAUCGAGAUGCCGAAACCAUAAACCACCUUCGCACACAGUUGGAAUCCCAACACCGCCAGGGCCAAGCUUCGGAGGCUAAGAUACGCCAACAGACGGCCGAUAUCAACGCCCUAAGGGAGCAGUUACGUCGAACAGAGGCCAAUAACUCCCAGACCACCCAGUUAUUGGAUGUGCGAACUGCGGAGCUGAAGGGCGCCCAAGUCUUCUUGACGAAGGCAGACUCGUUCGCAGGAGCGGAUUUGAUCAAAAUGGUGGAAUCAUUGAACUCCGAGAUGUUCCAGGGUGCGGCGUUCAUGUCAGAAGGGCUGGAAUUCGACGAGGUGGCAGGGAGGAAUGCAAGAUUGAAUGCACAAAUAACGGAGCGCGCAAAAAUCCUCCUGGGCUCGGUGAUGUUCUCCCAACUUCUCGCAAAGCCGCCAACAGUCGAUCCCCUUCCUUUGCAACUUGCGUUGCAGUCAGUCAUGAUCCUACGCUGCAGACAGAUCAUACAGCUAUUGUGUCCCAUGGAGUACGGAGACCAUAACGAUUUCCUCAAGAAGGUUUACAAUGGGAUCCAAGCCUCGGAGGAACAGGCUGUCACAGGCCGAUGGCGCGCAAUGACGCAAGCACAGCUAAGGCCUUCUCGAUCAUACGCCUCCCACAUCGCGGAAGAUCUCGUUAACGUCUUGAUAGUCUGUGGGUUGUCGACGAGCAACUCCGAAUAUCAGGUCAUAAUCAAGGACAUUAAACACCGCAUGUCGCUACUUGAGAAGGCAGCUUUGCAACUCAGGGUGGCUCUUAAAGAAGGAGUCACUUCUGUCGAUAUUGAGCCGUUUGAUAUUUCGACCAGGGCUCAGUUCGACCCAACAAACAUGGAUGAUGCGUACGGAGACAGCAGGAAGGAACGAAAACGCGGGGACGGGGAGCGCAUCAUGUGCACAACGGACAUGGGAUUGCGCAGAGUUCUGACGAAGCGCUCCGUUGAUGGGCAAGUUCAGUCGUACUAUGACGUCAUCCUCAAGCCCAAGGUGGUUUUAGCCUCGUCCUUAACGGACGAGGGGGAGGCUCAAACGCCCUUAGGGUAG